CGGGCAGACAGACGGACGGACGGACGGACAGACAGACAGACAGACAGACGGACGGACGGACAGACAGCGCCAUGGCCAUCCCCUGCGUGGAGCUCAGCAACAAGAUGAAGAUACCCGCCCUGGGGCUGGGCACCUGGCAGGCUCCCCCGGGAAAGGUGGAGGAGGUGGUGAAGUUUGCUAUUGAUGCCGGCUACCGCCACUUCGACUGUGCCUAUUUCUACCAGAAUGAGAAUGAAAUAGGGAAUGCAGUCCAGCAGAAGAUCAAGGAGGGAGCUGUGAAACGGGAAGACCUCUUCAUUGUCACUAAGCUGUGGAACACGUUCCAUGAGAAGCCCAUGGUUAAGGUGGGGUUCAAGAAGAGCCUUGCUGCCCUCCAACUGGACUACCUCGACCUCUACCUGAUGCACUUCCCCAUGGGAUUCAAGGCUGGUGAAGAGCUGCAUCCUCUGGAUGACAAGGGUCACAGCAUUCCCAGUGAUGCAGAUUUUCUGGACACAUGGGAGGCCAUGGAAGAGCUGGUGGAUGCUGGUCUGGUAAAAGCCAUUGGUGUCUCCAACUUCAACCACGAGCAGAUUGAAAGAAUCUUGAACAAGCCAGGACUGAAGCACAAACCUGUAAUGAACCAGGUGGAAUGUCAUCCAUACCUGACCCAGGAGAAGUUGGUCAAGUACUGUAAAUCCAAAGGGCUGGCUGUGACUGCAUACAGCCCCCUGGGCUCUCCUAACCGCCCCUGGGCUAAGCCAGGGGAUCCCACCCUUCUGGAUGAUCCCAAGAUUAAAGACAUUGCAGCUAGACAUCAGAAAAGCCCUGCCCAGGUCCUGAUCCGCUUUCUGGUCCAAAGAGACAUCAUUGUCAUUCCCAAGUCUGACAAGCCACACCGUGUUGAGGAAAACAUGAAGGUGUUUGACUUUGAACUGUCUAAAAAGGAGAUGGAUGUCAUCCUCAGCUUUAACAGGAACUGGAGGGCAGUUCCAGUGGUCCAAGCUGUCAACCACAAGGACUACCCGUUCAAAGCAGAGUAUUAAAUGCUGGUGGUUCCUGCAAGACCUCCAUUUAACUCCUUCCAGAUCAGGUGUUCUCUCCAGCUCGACCUUCAUUUCUUCUCUACUUGAUAAUCAUUAUGGGCAGCACCUUUUUCCUCCUUUUUUUUUAAGGAGGAGAGCACUGACUGAUGUAAGAAAGCAGCAAAAAGGGUGGGAUUUUUGUAAAGAUGCUUGGCAGAAAUCUGGUUUUGAUUAAUAGUAAAAAGAAGGUGUCUUUUCAUUUCCUUUUUAUCUGGUCUUCCUUAAUAAGAGACGUGUUUAACAAAAAACUAGCUACUUACAUGGAGUUUUUUAUAUGUUACCUCCAUUGUGGUCAGUCAUACAGUGACUCAUGAGUCACUGCCAAAGAACAGUUGCUUUUUAUAUAUUUGUGAUUUUUACAGAGUGUGUUUCUAAUGCUUUAAAAUUUUAUAUGAAUAAAGUUUUAUCAACAACAAAAA
Messenger RNA from Pseudopodoces humilis (Tibetan ground-tit), 1483 nucleotides. RefSeq names its product aldo-keto reductase family 1 member B10-like. The record is from RefSeq and is a predicted model, not a curated record. NCBI's taxonomy places the organism in Eukaryota, Metazoa, Chordata, Aves, Passeriformes, Paridae. Gene Ontology annotation, molecular function: oxidoreductase activity.